AUGCAUCUCAAGGAGGCUAUGACCAAGUCUGAGAUGAAGAUUGAGAUCGCUCAAGAUGGCAAAGCCCGUGCGAAAUGGGGCAUGACACAGGAGUAUAAGCAAGUCCCAACUUGUCCCUGGGCCAAAUAUGGAACCGACGAUGAGAGUCGGGAUCCUACGAAGAGCAGUCAAGGUAACAAUAUCGACGAUUUGCUCGACAAUAACUCUGGUAGCUUGAAGCAUAUAAUGGGUGUCCUCAUGCAAGGCCCACCAGCAAAGAUGUCUGAGGAUACCCUCAAAGCCUUCAAUAUCCUUGCUCAAGGUGAGAGAGUCCUUCAAGCGGAGAAGCCGUUUCCCGAAACGGAGUCCCCCGAAGAUGAUUGGAACCCCAGCAAGCCCAAGGGUGGUAAGGAACAGUGGGAUGAUGUUCAUAACAAGUGGUCUACAUCAGAGUGGAACGAGGACGGUGAUGGAGGAAGCGACGUCCAGCAGACUUUUGUCGACACUUGGUUUGAGGCUCUCAAGUGGAGAAAGGCAUUGUCAGGUUUGGGCAAGCUGCCUAAACUUCUGGGGGAGAGGUUCGGUGAUUUGUAUGUCGAGGCCCCACUGAUGACAGUUAGUUAA
Fusarium verticillioides 7600 is the source of this 603-nucleotide messenger RNA. RefSeq lists its product as hypothetical. The coding region runs from base 1 to 603 and encodes 200 amino acids. The record is from RefSeq and is a predicted model, not a curated record. The transcript has 2 exons. NCBI's taxonomy places the organism in Eukaryota, Fungi, Ascomycota, Sordariomycetes, Hypocreales, Nectriaceae.